Molecule: messenger RNA, 3498 nt
Organism: Pseudopipra pipra
Lineage: Eukaryota; Metazoa; Chordata; Aves; Passeriformes; Pipridae
Gene: GLCCI1
Product: glucocorticoid induced 1
Exons: 8
Coding region: 495-2126 (543 amino acids)
Cellular component (GO): cytoplasm
Source: RefSeq, a predicted model, not a curated record
UGCCAUUCGGAGGGCGGGCGGCGCGGCGAGCGGAUGGUGGUCGUUGCAGCUCUGUGGCGCCGGCGGGGGCAGGAGCUGGAGCAGGAGCUGGCUGGGAGCGCCUCCCCUCCUCCCCAUCCUCCCUCCUCGGGCAGCGUGUACCCUCGUCGCGCCCCGCCGGCGACCACCCUGAGCCGGCAGCGCUGUACGAUGUGAGCGGCCGCUGGGCUCGGCAGCGCCCCCGGUGCUCUCGACGCUGGGGCGGGCAGCGAUGGCCAGAGCCUGGCGUGGGAGCAGCAGCCGCCGUCGCCGAUAGGAAGCGCCGGGGGCAGCUGGGCAGGCGGCGCGGAGACUCCCUCGGGCCGUGCAGCGCUUGUCCCGCCCCGCCCCCUCUCUCCUUCCCCCCCUUCCUCCUCCUCUCCCCGCGGCCGGUGCAUGCGGGGCGCCGGAGGCCGAGCUCGGGUUCCCCGCAGUCGUCGGAGCGAGUGACCCGCGGGGUCCUGCGCAUCCCCGCCAUGUCCUCGUCCAGCUCCUCCCAAACUCCCCCGUCCCACCACCAGCCCCCGCCGCAGAGGAUGAGGCGCGGCGCCGCCGGGUCCCCCACUGCCGGUUGCGGCACGGCCGGGGGCCCCGGUAACGGCGCCGGGGGAGGCGCGGCGGGGACCAGCCGGCUGCUCCAGCCCAUCCGAGCGACCGUCCCGUACCAGCUCCUGCGGGGCAACCAGCACAGCCCGACCCGGUCCCCCUCCGCCUCGGUGGGCAGCGGCACGGGGCCGGGGGGUCGCGGCGGGGGCAGCCCCCCUCCACCGCCUAGCGCGACGCCGCCGCUGGCAGCGGGAGGCGGCGGAGCGGAGCCGGGCAAGGUGAAGGGCAGGCAGCGGCGCUCGCCGGAGACCGGCGGCAGCAGGAGGAGCAGCUCACCUGAGAGACGGAGCCCCAGCUCCCCCGUGUACAGAGUGGACAGGCCAAAAUCCCAGCAAAUCAGAACUUCUGGUACCAUAAGGCGAACUUCUUCUUUGGACACAAUAACAGGACCUUACCUCACAGGACAGUGGCCACGUGAUCCCCAUGUACACUACCCUUCAUGUAUGAAAGAUAAAUCUACUCAGACACCCAGCUGUUGGGCUGAAGAAGGAGCAGAAAAGAGAUCACAUCAGCGCUCAGCAUCAUGGGGAAGUGCUGAUCAACUGAAAGAGCAGAUUGCCAAACUGAGGCAGCAGCUUCAGCGCAGUAAGCAGAGUAGCCGUCACAAUAAAGAGAAAGAACGUCAGUCACCUCUCCAUGGCAACCAUAUAGCAAUCAGUCAGACUCAGGCUUGUAUUUCCAGAUCAGUCCCUGUGCCACUGUCAAACAUUUCAGUGCCAAAAUCAACUGUGUCACGUGUGCCGUGUAAUGUAGAAGGAAUAAGUCCUGAACUGGAAAAAGUAUUCAUUAAGGAGAACAGUGGAAAAGAAGAAGUAUCCAAGCCUUUGGAUAUCCCUGAUGGUCGAAGGGCCCCAUUACCUGCUCACUAUCGUAGUAGUAGUACACGAAGCAUUGACACUCAGACUCCGUCUGUCCAGGAGCGCAGCAGCAGCUGCAGCAGUCACUCACCAUGUGUCUCUCCCUUUUGCCCUCCUGAAUCUCAGGAUGGGAGUCCUUGUUCAACGGAAGAUUUACUCUAUGACCGUGAUAAAGACAGUGGGAGUAGCUCACCGUUGCCCAAGUAUGCCUCAUCUCCCAAACCAAACAACAGCUACAUGUUCAAACGAGAGCCCCCAGAGGGAUGUGAGCGAGUGAAGGUCUUUGAGGAAAUGUCGUCUCGUCAGCCUGUCUCAGCCCCUCUCUUUUCAUGUCCUGACAAAAACAAGGUUAAUUUCAUCCCAACCGGAUCAGCUUUCUGUCCUGUAAAACUUCUGGGCCCCCUCCUUCCUGCUUCAGACCUGACACUGAAGAGCUCUCCAAACUCUGGACAAAGCACAGCUUUGAGCACCCUGACUGUUGAUCAGCUUUCGUCUCGGGUCUCUUUCUCAUCUCUGUCAGAUGACACCAGCACAAUGGACUCCACAGAGGUCCCGGUACAGCAGCCGUCCCAGCAGCAGCAGCCGCUUUUGCAAGAAAUUCAGACUGAAGACCAUUCCUCUGCUCAGAGCUACGUGUUAAUCUAGACAAGGCGGAGCAGGCCUCUGCCCCGAAACAAGGACCGAGGAGAUCGUAGCUCAGAUACAUCUGCAUGAGGUGGCAACCUUUCAGAACAACAUGGAAUACUUAGCAGCACUCGAAAAAAUAUCUCAACACUGUUCUUGGCAGGGACAGAAUCCAUAUUCAGCAUUUUUUGUGAGAAAGCAGUAAUGCCUGCAGAAUCCAUAUAUCAUUAAGCGUUUUAAGUGGAGACUAUGCAUUUCAUAGUACGUUUGACCAGAUUAGUACUGUGUCCUGUGCUCUGUUUCAAAUUCUACAGUAUAAAUAAGCUCCUUCUCUCUCUAUAUAUAUAAAAAAAAUGUUGCCUGUCUGAAUAGAAAAUGUCUUGCUGUGUUGUGUCCUAUGGAAAAUACUGUACUUCAGGAUUAUGUUUACAAUUGAUCCAGGUGUUUGUUUCUAACUUCUGUAAUACACACAAUGCAAAAAAAAAAAAAAAAAAAAAUGGCCACAACAGUUGCACAGUGCCCACCCUAUGGCCUAGCUUCAGGUACUUCUCUUGAAGUCUAAACUCAGGUAACUUGGAAUGUAUAUCAUAUUGGAAUAUAAAAUAUUUUACAGCUACAAAGCUAAAGAGGGAACAUCACUCUUUUGCCUUUCCUUGUUUUAUGCAUUAAUAUUUCCUCAUUACAUUCCACUUUCUUGGAAUAAGUGCAUUCAGAUCCAGGUGAACAGUGACCCUGGACAUGGGUGAACAUGAGGAGAACCAGCAAAUCUGUGGUGUAUAUCACGUUGUCAUGUGCUUACAAGUAAAACAACUGUUGCAUUUACUUUCAUUUCAAUAGAUGUAAAAAUGUGGCAUUUAAAGGUUUCAGGUGUUGCUCAGUUAAUGACUGUUAAACUGUUGCAAAUAAAGUGUUCAGUACUAGGCUGUACAUGAGAAACAUUCCACAUUGUGCGUGAGAGGAUUUUGAAAGACAAGAAUGUUUUUGUUCAAGGACAGAAAUGCUUUCAGGUUUCACAGGGGUUGAUGGGGAUUUCCUCUCAUGGUUUUUGUUGGCAGUUAAGGAUGUGAAAUGCUACUGUUACUGUCUAAAAGUCAAAUUAAUGUUUAGUUUCUCUUUUGGAAAUGUUCAUUCAUUUGCUGGUUGGAAAUAGGUUUUCAGAUUUUGUCAAGCAGUGUUAGAUGAGCAGCGUUUUAUUUAUGUAGUGAGUAAUUGUGUUUGGAUUAAAGUCCGAAAGUAGCAAGUGGGUGUUCUAAGAGGGGUGGGGAAAAGAAUAGUUUUAAGUUCAUGUUACUUAAAGCUUCUCCCAUAACUUUCAGUUACUUAAGUUGUGUGUGUAAAAGUGUGCUUUCCCUUCUCCUUAAGUGUGAAUAAAAGAAAAAUCCAUGUAAAAUAA